Molecule: messenger RNA, 3194 nt
Organism: Salvia miltiorrhiza (redroot sage)
Lineage: Eukaryota; Viridiplantae; Streptophyta; Magnoliopsida; Lamiales; Lamiaceae
Product: type IV inositol polyphosphate 5-phosphatase 3-like
Exons: 13
Coding region: 772-2736 (654 amino acids)
Biological process (GO): phosphatidylinositol dephosphorylation
Molecular function (GO): inositol-polyphosphate 5-phosphatase activity; phosphatidylinositol-3,4,5-trisphosphate 5-phosphatase activity; phosphatidylinositol-4,5-bisphosphate 5-phosphatase activity
Source: RefSeq, a predicted model, not a curated record
UCUAAAAAGGCAAAAACUUUGAGGGUGUUGUGUUGAUCAUAUAAGGGUGUUACAAAUUUUUUUGUCCCACUUCAACUACAUAGUUAAUAUAUCCAACUAUGACUCCUUUUUCAAUUUUAAAUAAACUUCAGCCUCAAGACGACUUCUACUUUUUCAAAUUUUAAAUAAACUUUGGCCUCAAAAUGACGUUUUUUAAAACUCACAUGACAUGAAAAAACUCAUAUUUAUACACAUAUUUUCACGUCAAGUAGCAUCAAGUUUGCCCUAAUUAAUCCUAAAUUAAAUUCAAGGAUAAAUUGCAUAAUUUUAUAUAGUUCAGUUAUUAACUGGUCAGAGUCUUUAUGUAAAUUGAAAACAUCGGAUACUUUAGAAAAUUUCAGCCACUAUUAUAGUAGCUAAAUAAAUCUGUAAAUUGUGUGGACAUUAAUUGGUACUAGUAUAUUGCAAGACCCAUUAAAAUGGGAUUGAGUUUUAUUCAUUUUGAAGAAAGCAUGAAAGGUCUAUUUACAUUAUAUAAUAGUAAUAAGACAAAGUUUUGUAUAAUAUAAAAAAGUAGUAUAUGAAUGAGUUUUGGUCUAUAUAAUAGUGAGGUAGAUAAUAUACAUUUAUAGUGAAAGAUAAUAACGAAAUUUCCUAAAUUCUUGAGUGGCGCCAAGCUUAAGAGGUGUGGAGUGUUAAAUUUUUAUUUUUGAGUUCUAUAAAUUCUGCUAGCUGUCUCUGUUGCUGUUGGACCACAUUUACACGAAUCUUCAUUGUUUUGAUUAUCUCGUGAUGAAGAAGAUCAACUCGAGAACUCAUCAGCAGCAGCAGCAGCACGAGCUAUCGUGGAAGCGACUGGUGGUGCGGAAAUGGCUUAACAUCGCCACCAGCAACUCUGAUUACUCUGCGGAUAGCGAGUCCGACUCCGAAUCCGAAUCAGAAAUUUGUGAUUAUGGCGGAGAGUCGCGGUUCAAGAACGAAAAGCUGAUUGGACUUCAGGUUGAUGCUGCUGGUGCUCUUGAUGCUCUUCCCAGGUUAAGAAGACGAAAAUCAGAGACUUUUAGAGCUCAAUAUAUAAAUGCAAAGGACAUCAGAAUAUGUGCUGCCACAUGGAAUGUUGGAGGCAGAAUUCCUCCUGAUGACAUAGACCUUGACGGUUGGUUAGAUAUUGAUAACCCUGCUGAUAUUUAUGUAAUUGGCCUUCAGGAGAUGAUCCCCUUAAAUGCUGGAAAUAUAUUUGGAGCUGAAGAUAACCGUCCAGUUUCAAAAUGGGAAAACUUAAUACGUGAAACUCUGAAUCAAGUUCCGCCAACGACUAAGUUUAAGAGCUACAGUGAACCACCUUCUCCGUCAAAGUAUAAGCCAUCUGAGGAUGCCCCCGAUGUUGAAGACGAAAUUUUGCUUGAAUCUGACAGUGAUGUUGAGGAGGAAAUCCACCCAUUGAACGAAGAGUCUGAUGUUUUUGAGGAAAUUGGUGAUGGAAGGGUCAUAGGAGAUGAUAUUGCUUGUGCUGAUCCAUCUGUCUCCAAUGGCUAUAACAACUUAAGGAAUUCGGCGAAACGAGAUUUUAAACGGCAGUUUUCUUCUCCAAAGCUGAUGGACGGAUUAUAUUGCUCAAGGACAGGAGAUUCUGAAGAAAGUGCAGAACUAACAGAUACCAAGCACAACAUUAAAUUAACCAGAACACUCAGUGGGACAGAGAGGAUAGGCUUAAGCUGGCCAGAGCCACCACUUCAUCUCUUAGGGCAGCAUGUUUUUGAUAGACACAAAUCCUUCAAAUCCUCCAAGUCUUUCAAGACAUCCAAGUCUUUCAAAACAUAUAGUUCUUUCAAAUCAACCACAAUCAAUGAUAAUAGGCGAGUGGAGUUAGCUUCACUAGCAGCACUUGACCUUGAAUCUCUAAUUAACCGUAAGAGAAGGCCAGCAUAUGUUAGGAUUAUAAGCAAGCAAAUGGUUGGCAUCUUUAUUACCAUAUGGGUUCGUAGGAGCUUGCGGAAGCAUAUACAAAACUUGAAAGUAUCUACCGUUGGUGUUGGUAUUAUGGGCUACAUCGGCAACAAGGGAUCAAUCUCAGUGAGCAUGUCUGUUCAUCAGACAUUCUUUUGUUUUAUUUGUACCCAUCUAACAUCUGGCGAAAAAGAGGGAGAUGCUAACAAAAGGAAUGCUGAUGUGCAAGAAAUUCAUCGACGAACACACUUCAAUUCACUUGCUGGUUUGGGGCAUCCCAAGAGAAUCUAUGACCAUGAGAGAAUAAUCUGGAUGGGUGACCUAAAUUAUCGAAUCAAUUUACCCUUUGAGAGGACUAGAGAACUUGUUUCCAAAAAGGACUGGUCCAAGUUAGUCGAGCGGGAUCAGCUCACGAAGGAGUUCAGGAAAGGCGGUGCAUUUGAUGGAUGGUCUGAGGGUACUUUGAGCUUUGCUCCAACAUACAAAUAUGAAUUCAACUCAGAGUCUUACAGUGGAGAGGAUCCAAAAGCUGGGAGGCGAACACCGGCAUGGUGUGAUCGUAUACUGUCAUAUGGGACAGGAAUGAAGUUGCUAAGAUAUAAGCGGUCUGAAUGUAAACUAUCAGACCAUCGCCCUGUGACAGCCACUUACAUGGUCGAAGUUGAAGUAUUUUCACCUCGAAAGUUGCAGAGAGCACUCACGUAUACUGACGCAGAAAUUGAACAAAAUAACAUUGUUACAGAAAUGGAUCCCGGUGGUGGAAUAAACCAGUUCCUCUUGGCAGAGGAUAAGACGUACUGGGAGCGUUGAAGGGCCUCCGACCUCCUGAAGAAAUGCGUAAUAGAAAGUGUCGAAGCAGGCACUGUAACACAUCCAUUCUUUUGAUUCUUUACCAGAUAUGUGGGAGUUCCUAGUGUGGUUUUUGGUGUGUACAUAUGCAUUUUGUGUAGUUGAGUUUUGAAUGAGAUGAGGGGUAGAGAGAUUUAGAGGGUGUUUGGCUGAGGGUGUAGAUGAUGUGUAGUUGUGUUUGGCUAAGCUUAUUUUAAAGAGCUUAGUUAGGUGGAGGCAUAAAUGGUUUAAUGAGCCAAUGUUAAUUCUUCUUGUUUGGCUUUACAAAAAUUUGUGAUAGUUCUUCAGAUUCAUGACAACGAUUCUCUUUCGUUACAUUUACUGUAAAGGCCUUCGUUCCAUAAUUUCCAUUAUCUAGCUUUUGUACAAAUAAGAUCUAUCAGUCUUUAAUAUUUUUUGAAGAUGUAAUUUACAUGUAA